CAUUAUGUCGAUGAUGUACGAAAUGACCCGAAGUAGCAGGAUAGCACUUUUCUUCUCCGUGUCAACAACCAAUUGACAGUUGCCUGUGCUUUUCCAUUUUCCAAUGAGUGAUGUAAAGAUGCCCGCCGCAACAAUAGAUAAGUCCGACCGCUCGGAUCAGAUGUGGAACGCGUUAAAGCGUCACAUCUUACGCGAUCGUGAGCGCAAGAAACAGGAACGCGAGGCGGAGGUCGAAGAGGAGCGUCUGCGGAAGGAACGCGAGGCCCGCGAACAGCAAGAUGUGAUGACUCUAGGCGAAACGAAGGAACAAAUCUCACAACUUGAGACCAAACUAGCACAUCUCAAGGAGGAAAAACAUCAGUUAUUCUUACAACUCAAAAAAGUACUUAAUGAGGAUGAUAAUCGUAGGAAACAGCUAACAAAGGAAGCUAGUGAUAUUGGGCCUAUGCAAACACUGCCAACUUUAGUGCAUCAGCAGCUUUAUAUGCCACCACAGCCAAUCUCAAGAGGCUUGCCUGUUUCUCAGCCUGCAUUUAAAGUUACAACAAAACGACCUAGAAGUCCAAGUCCGCCUCCAUCUUCAAUACCAGUGUAUCAUCAGAGUUAUCCACAUAAAAGUGCAGGUGCACCAAAUGCAACAUAUCAAUCUCCUCAAAGUAAAACUCAUAAAAUCAUAAAAUCCUAUGAAGAUGAUGCUAGACGUCAUGAAUUCCGAGCUGUAUUGUGGAACAAAACACCCUAUCCAAGCCAAGCCUAUUACACGCUGCCGUCGGUGCCACAACAGGAGUUGUCCAUGUACUACCCACAGUCGGGUGCACUGCAACCUCGCGAGCCUACGCGACAAGUGUUCGAGUCCACGGCGCGCUGUUUUGAGACGAAACCACUCGAGCAUUACGCUUUGCGCCAGCAGCCGUCACACAUUAUCCACGGUGGGUCAAUGCAACUGAAUGCUGCUCAACCGGCGAAGGCUGGCAGCAUCUCAGCUGGUUAUCCGGUGCGACAGACGCAGUAUCAGCCACCACCCACGCAGCCCUCGACGUUGUACACGACGCAAAGUCGCCCGCUGUACCAGUCGCCCGGUGGGCCGAUAAUCUAUCCCCCGCGGGAUAUUAUUUUUGACUGAUGAAUUAUAGUUUUUAUGUAUGUGUUUAGCUAGAUCUUCUUUUAGACAGUUCGAUAGGUAGGAAGGUGAGUGUAUAUAUGAGUACUUGAUAAUGUUUUUAACGGAUUCUGUACAUUCCUGCUGUAUGAAGAGAUGCGAUUUUAUUGAGGAUUUGUUGUGCUCUUAUUCGAUUGCAAAUAUAAAUUUUAAACAUA
Molecule: messenger RNA, 1317 nt
Organism: Dalotia coriaria
Lineage: Eukaryota; Metazoa; Arthropoda; Insecta; Coleoptera; Staphylinidae
Product: G protein pathway suppressor 2
Exons: 6
Coding region: 104-1123 (339 amino acids)
Biological process (GO): regulation of transcription by RNA polymerase II
Cellular component (GO): transcription regulator complex
Molecular function (GO): transcription coregulator activity
Source: RefSeq, a predicted model, not a curated record